GUGUAAUCACAUUUUCUGCUAUCUCCCAGUAGGGCACAAGAAAAAGGAUGAAACUGAGACUGGAAUGGAACAUGUUGGUGGAAAAGACUUAGUGGCCAAUGACAAAGAUUUAAGAAAAAAAUCUGAAAUCAAGGCUGUUUCAUGUGAACCAAAUCAGACUGAAAGUAAAUCAAAGGAAUCCACUGACAAAGAAGACUCAGAGGUGAAAGAUGUCAGAGGAGACAAAUGCAUGGAAGGGCAUGAGAAAAAGGAUGAAGCUGAGACUGUAACGAAGCAUGAUGGUGUAAAAGACUCGGAGGCCAAUGACAACGACGAAGGAGAAAAGACUGAUUCAUCUCAACCGAGUCAGGAAAGUAAGAGUUUUCAAAGUCCUCCAUCUACAGCACCUCCCACCAAGUCUGGUACCCUUGAUAUGGAUGGGAACAGAGACAAGCCUACUAGGAAUACUUUUGAGGACAACCAAAAGAAACACCAAAAAGAAACUGAAAAACUACUCGGAAGACUUCACCUCCAGGGCCAACAUCAACGCACGUUAACAUCAGAGUACUUUGUACAAAUAGGUCUACCUAUAAAAAAGACUGAGAUCUUUGAGAAAGAUCUAGUUUGUGCUUUUCUUCAGAGGUUAAUGAUGUUAGAUUAUAGAGCCAGAUACAUCCCUGUUCAGCAAAAAAGCUCUGAUAUGAACAAUUCACAUUCUGUUCAAGUGUCUGACAGUGCUCUUCCAGAUGACGAUGACUUAGAUGCUCUUUUUACUACUAACGUAGACAUAGAUCAGUCAAAAGAGAAUCAUGUUCACCCAAUGGAUGUUCAAAUGGCAGCAUUUCACUGCUCAGACAGCUUCCUUAAACAGAAAAUGAUCACAAAGUUGUCACAGUGUCAGUAUGCCUUACCACUGCUUGUUCCUGAUCCUCUCACAUCAAAUCUUGAGUGUCCUUUGUGGACAUUCAGACGAGUAAUAAAAACAUGGAAAAUAAGCACAGUCAAAGAAAAUGCAACCACUGUCACCAUGAAGAGCAUGCCAAUCUACAAAGGUCAGACUCCCAUGGUUUCAUUUUUUCGACUGGGCUCCAUGUCUUUGUCCAAAUCUCAGCUGAUGAAUGCCUUGAUCAACGACCGCCACGACACAUUCUUCCACAGAAACUGUAAAGGAAGCACCAAAUCUCGUCAUUUGAUGGAUGGGGUGGCAGAGAUUGCCUGGUACUAUCCUGCUGGAAAACCCAAUGAUUUCUUUACUGACUGCAUUGCCUUCUGUAAUCUUCAUGGGGAUUCUCUAGCAAACGUAAAACAGCGUGAAAUCCUGACUGAAAUGUCUUCAGUCAUUGUUGUUCUUGUUCCAACUCUGGACAAAAGCCAGGAAAGUACUGCAGUCAUUUAUAUGCUUUACAAGUCUUCAAAGCCUCUAAUCAUUCUCAUUGCUGACAAUGAGUGUAGUGCAGUUCAGAUGAAACCUCAAAAAUAUAAACUGGGUCUGAAAGAAAGAAGCCAGACGGAUGUUUCUGAAGAACUAAAAAAGAUUAUAAAAAGCCUUUUGUCUGGACCCCACACAUCCUUCAGACUGGAAACUAUGGCUGAUGUCUCGGUGGUCAAAGUGGAUGAAAAUCAGAAAAUCUGCCAGAACGGGAAAUCUGCUGCAAUGAAAAUAAUUGAAUUGAUUGAAGGGAUGAACGUUGCCAAAAUCAAAGAUAAAUUUCUCCCCUGUCAAGGUCAACUUUGGUCCAACUGGUGCAAAAUCAAUAAAGAGUUGCAUCAUCUUAAAGGACACAUUGAGAAAGAAAAGGCCCAGAAAACUCAUCAGCUAAUGAAACUACGAGAGAAACAGUGUAAAGCGUCCAACAGUAAACUGAUGAAGUUGUUCACUCACAGCCUCCAAAGUUUGCCACCAAAAGAAAGAGAAUAUUUCCUGACAUGGACUCAGAUCCUCAUAGUUGCCCUCUCCACUGAUGAUCUUUCUUCAAUUCUCCAAAACUAUGAUGAAACGUGGUCAGAGGUCUUGGUCUUGAAGAAGAAACAUGACAAAUCUUAUAAAUUAAAACACAAACAGACUGAGCUUGAACUCUUGUCAAAAAAGCUGCAAUCAGCAACCUUUGGUCUGGAACACAUCUUCAGAGAGAUGGGGCAGAUCUAUGAAGCCCAUAAAACUCUGAAUAAACUAUCACUGAGCCGACAUCCUGAUUGGACUAAAUACCCUGAGCUGGCUGCAGAUCUGAUGAUAUCAGGACACCCGAUGGAGCUGAUGGAUGGGGAUGCAGGCCACGUGCCUUUAAUAUGGAUCUCUAGUCUCUUAAAAGAAGUAAUCAAGAAACUUGGUGACCAGAGAGUCUUUGUGCUGUCAGUUCUGGGCGUGCAAAGUAGUGGAAAGUCAACGAUGCUGAACGCCAUGUUUGGCCUGCAGUUUGCAGUCAGUGCUGGGAGAUGCACCAAGGGUGCCUACAUGCAACUGGUUAAACUGUCAGAGGAAAUCAAGGACAACUACAAGUUUGACUACAUUCUAGUUGUGGACACUGAAGGACUGCGAGCUCUUGAGUUAGCAGGUAAUGCUACCCUUCAUCAUGACAAUGAACUUGCAACAUUUGUUGUUGGUCUGGGAAACAUGACACUGAUCAACAUCUUUGGUGAGAAUCCAGCUGAGAUGCAAGAUGUCCUACAGAUUGUUGUGCAGGCUUUGAUGAGGAUGAAGAAAGUUGAGCUUUCUCCAAGUUGUGUGUUUGUCCAUCAGAACGUCACAGAUAUUACAGCAGCAGAGAAAAACAUGGAUGGAAAGAGACGACUGCAAGAAAAACUGGACAAGAUGACUCAACUUGCUGCCAAAGAGGAAGUGUGUGAUGUUGAGUGCUUCAGUGAUGUCAUCGCAUUUGAUGUGCAAAAAGAUGUAAAAUAUUUUGCUCAGCUGUGGGAGGGAAGUCCACCAAUGGCUCCUCCAAAUCCAGGUUAUAGUGAGAGUGUCCAAGAACUGAAGUCCAUCAUCUUGUCUAAAGCCAAACAGUCUACUGGGAUCACUCUGUCACAUUUCAACAACAAAAUCCAAGACCUGUGGAACGCCUUGAUGAAUGAACACUUUGUUUUUAGUUUCAAAAACACCCAAGAAAUUGCAGUUUACAGAAAACUGGAGGUUCAAUAUGGGCACUGGACUUGGGCCCUGAGGAGUGAGAUGCUGAACAUUGAAAACCAACUUUAUCCUAGAAUUGAAAAAGGCCAACUGGACAAAGUUGAGCUCAGUUACCUUAAUAAAGAAAUGAGUGAAACAUAUGAAGAAGUAACAAAAAGUAUGUCAGAUUACUUUGAAGAUGACAAAGACAAAGAGUUGUUGGUUCAGUGGCGGGGCCAAUUUGAGAACAAAAUCAAAGAGUUUCAUGAAGAACUUGUGAGAGGAGUGAAAAGAAAACUGGAUGAAGUAAUCCAGCAAAAUAAUGCUAGAAAAAUGCUUGACAAGAAGAAGACAGAGUUUGAAAACUAUCUACUCCAGAAGAGCAAAGAGCUCGCUCACCAGUUAAAAUGCAUUGAUGAUGAAGAGGAACUAAAAGCACAGUUCAACGAUGUUUGGAGUCACUGGGUUAAGGAAUUAACCUCUGAUACAAAACCCAUUGAGAACAUAAACUUGGAGAAAGAUCAGAUUGCUGUGCUUCAAGAACUUGGUGUUGAAUGGGGACUCAUUGAUGAGUCAAAAAGAAGUAAGAGAUACAAAAAUCUGUCAGAACAUGGUGAUUAUUCUGAUUACACUACCAUAAAAAAGAGCAUUGGAGGUGUCAUUGAAUGUGUCAGAAUGACUUUUGAUUCACAUAAAGACCAGGAACUGAUCCGAUCAUUCAUUAACGAGGUUGAACAAGAAUGUCUUGAGGCCAUUAAGAGCAAACCUGUUGCAACAAGAGGUUACAGGUCAACCUACUUGCAGGAACUGGCCAAAAAUGUUAAACAAAAAGUGACAGAGUUUGAAUCAGGGAAGAAAUUUACAUUCAAGAAGGAGUUUACAGUUGAUCUUUCACUGUAUGUGUUUGAUAGGGCUGAAGUUUGGCUUUUAAACUCCCACAAGAUCUACAGAGACAACAAUGAUGCUCUCACUUAUUUGGACAACAAGAAAAAUGAGUAUUACAACAUUUUCAGAAGCUUCUGCAAAGGAAGUUCAUCUGCUGUGGUGUUUGGAGAAAUUAUGUGUGAAAAACUCAAAGUCUCUGCUGUUGAAGCCGUCUGUAACAAGACUGGAGUUGAUAUUGCUGGACAGAUGAUGUGCAGUUUCCCAGCAUUCAGUGAGACCAGACUGAACUUAGAGAAACAUGUGUUGGCAUCUCUGGCAGAGAAAGAAGACUUUAACAUAUUCAUCACCUACAUUCAAAAUCCAAGGGCUCAAGUCGAGGCUUUCAUCAAAGAACAAGUAAAGAAAUACAUGUUCAUGACACAGAAAGUUAAAGCCCAAACUAUCCUGAAGAAAAAUGUAGAAGAAAUCAGCAGAGUCAUCAGUCAGGCUUUGUUUGAGGCAACAGAGAAAUUCCAACACAUUAAGGGAAACAUAGAAAUGUGGGUGGAGGAAUUUUCGAGAAAACUAAAACCAAAGUUGAUACUUGAUACUGUUAGUUGUCAAAACUUCAGUGACAUUAACAAUUUUGACUUUCUUAAAGAAGAGAUAGAGAAAGGCCUGAAAAGAAUCACAACAGAGAUGAGCGAACUCCCCCUGGAAAAGGUGAAUGACUGCAGGAUGAAACCUGAUCAGAUCCUGAUUGAUCAGCUGUGUAACUGCUGCUGGGAAAGGUGUCCAUUCUGUGCUGCUGUUUGCACCAACACUUUGAAGGACCACAGACCUGAGAAGCACAGCGUUCCUUUUCAUCGACCCAAUGGGGUUAAUGGUUUCAGAGUUAGAGGAACAGAUGAUCUGGUCAUUGAUUUCUGCACCACAUUAGUUGCAAGUGAUGGAAACUUUCAGCCAAAUGAGUCAGAUUGUAUAGUUCCUUUUAAACAGUACCCAACUGCAGGAGAACCAUAUGCUUCAUGGAGCAUUACAGCUGAUAACUCUAAGCUGGCCUUCUGGAAAUGGUUUGUCUGUCGCUUUCAAAAGGAACUGGAAGAGUACUAUGAUAAGAAAUUCCAGGGUAGAGGAGAAAUUCCUCAUCAAUGGAAAACCCUCAGUAAGAAGGAUGCUAUUGAAAGUCUAAAAGAAAAUGUAGUUUGUGAGGAAACUGCAGCCAUCCAUAAAAAUUAAACAAAGUUGUCGGAGCAAUAAUUUUGAUUUUCAAGGCUCUACAAAAUUAACUUCAUUACCUUUGAUUUGUACAUCUUGAAUGUGUUAUAUUUUAAGGAUAACUGAUAUAGCUUCAAACAGCUGUAUGUUUUACUUUAUAUUAUUUUUCAGUCAUUUUGUUUUUUCUGUUAUUCUGAUUAUUUUUUUAGUCACCAAAAUGUGCUAUGUAGGAACUAAUCAUUGAAAUAUCAAAUAUGAUUCUUGAUUUGGGUUAAGAAAGGCAAACAAAUGGCAAGUAUGUAAACAUCUUGCCUUUUGUAUCCAGAAUGAAUUGAUUUAUAAUGGUAUAUUUUUUCAUGUUUUAAAUUUAAUACAUGUAUUUUAAAAUUAAAAUCUUAGUCCAUAUUUUUGAAGAGCAAUUACAAUCUUAAUAAUCCAGUAUAUAAAUAUUAUAACAUACCUCAUGUUUGAAUUUCAUGAACAAAAUGUUUUUUGUAAAUGAGCAACAAUUUAGAUUUUUUUCCAAUUUAUUUCAUUUAUGUUCAUGUUUUUUCAUUUAUGGUGAGUUAAAGUAAUUUGUUAAGCAACUCAAUAAUUUUGUCUUUCUUUUUAUUUAUUUAUUUUUUUAUUUCUUUAGUCAUGCUGUGAUAUGUUCCCUAUAGAUUUGUCUCUAAAUAAACUUAAGUUUUAUAACAGAAAAUUAUAAUCUAAAAAAUUUAACCACUCUUGAAAUAAUUGCAAUAAAUAUACUUCUUUGACAUAUCACAUCAUUAAUAAUACAUAUUAUAAGAUUUAACAGGACAAAGAACGCAAUGAUGCAAAACCCUGUUUCACCAGUAAAAGUUGUGUUUGAUUGUAACUUGUAUUACAUUCAAUGAAAUCAGACAACUGCU
Messenger RNA from Poecilia latipinna (sailfin molly), 6060 nucleotides. Its product is annotated as interferon-induced very large GTPase 1-like. Lineage: Eukaryota; Metazoa; Chordata; Actinopteri; Cyprinodontiformes; Poeciliidae. Gene Ontology annotation, molecular function: GTP binding. The transcript is spliced from 9 exons. The coding region runs from base 65 to 5188 and encodes 1707 amino acids. The record is from RefSeq and is a predicted model, not a curated record.